Psilocybe cubensis is the source of this 2619-nucleotide messenger RNA. RefSeq lists its product as uncharacterized. Gene Ontology annotation, molecular function: ATP binding; protein serine/threonine kinase activity. The record is from RefSeq and is a predicted model, not a curated record. The transcript is spliced from 16 exons. Gene Ontology annotation, biological process: intracellular signal transduction; peptidyl-serine phosphorylation. NCBI's taxonomy places the organism in Eukaryota, Fungi, Basidiomycota, Agaricomycetes, Agaricales, Agrocybaceae. The coding region runs from base 1 to 2619 and encodes 872 amino acids.
AUGGCUACCCCUGCCCGUCGGCAGCGUCCUUUACCGUCUCCACCUGCCCAGGUCACCCCUGUGCACUCAUGGCAAGAUCAGUAUACCUCUGCAAUACCUAAUGCUAUCUAUUCUUUUCACGACCCCUAUAUGAUACCCUCCCCGUACCAUCCACACGCACCUUAUCCUCCAUCGGACCACUACGAAGAGCCUCAGACGACAUCUGUUCCAGCCGGAACGUUCCUUCACAAAGGCUUCUAUGACCUCUUAGCCAUGAUUCCUACUCCUUCUCCAUCUCGUUUACUCUGGAAAACUGCUGCUCCCCCUCCUGAGCCUGUUGUUGCUGGUCCUAGAUAUGAGGAGUUGGAUACCACCCCAACUACGCGGGCUAUGCCCAAAAGAGGACGGCGUGUCAGCAAAGACAUGGUGUCCAAACCGACAGGAUUUGUUCAUCUCGUACAUGCCUCCGAUGCAGACCAGCUUGAAGCUCUUCUAACGCGCUGGGGUCCAGAUGGUGUUGGAAAGCUUGGAGAUCCUCACUGGGCAAACCCGAUCAAGAAUUAUAUCAGACAAAGGAAUCAAGAAAAGGCUAUCAACGAAGUGGUCAGCGCUCUCAAACCGUCUCAAGGCGGUAGACUGGAUGGACCCCUUUCUGGGCAGCUUCACGUCGUAAAUGGAAUGAGUACCACCAGUGCCACUUCCUCUUCUCUCACGACAGCCGCCAGGGAGAAUGUAAUUUUUACUUCCUCUUACCCAGAAGGCCUUCCAGGAGGAAGAGCUGGAAAUUCUACUUUUCGUUUGGGGGGUCUUAGAUCUCAUCCUGAAGUUCAAGAAGUGGAUGAUCAAGAUCCGAACUCGUCGUUAGAGACUGUACAGGUUGUAAAACCACCGAGACUUAUAUCACCAUCCCUUGCAACUUUGGAAAAAGCUGUGGCUGCCCGCAUUUAUUUUGAGAAUUUAUAUUUUCCACUCUUCCGACAUCCUUCAUCGCGAGAACAAAGAAAACUGGCUAUGGAAAAGGAUAUGGCUGAGAUGCAAUUAACCCACCUACAGAAGGAGCAACUUCGGGCUCGAUGGAGGCAAAACGAGACCGAUUACUUGCGAGAAAGAAGGCAAAAAGUUGAUGCUAGUUCGUUUGUAAAGCUAAAGACCAUUGGGCACGGUGCGUUUGGCGUCGUUUCUCUCGUGAGAGAGAAGUCAACUGGUAGUCUUUACGCAAUGAAGCAGUUGCGUAAAGCUGACAUGUUGAGGAAAGGCCAGGAAGGCCACGUCCGUGCUGAACGCGAUGUCCUCAAAUCUGCGUCUUUGGUUCACACCCCGGGUGGUGCCGAGUGGAUAGUAAGGCUUUACUAUAGCUUUCAGGACCGCGACCACCUUUAUCUGGUCCUGGAAUACAUGGGCGGGGGAGACUUGCUAAACCUUCUGAUAGAGAGGGAUGUCUUUGAAGAAGACUUUACCAGAUUCUAUGUUGCCGAGAUGAUUCUCGCGAUAGAAAGCUGUCAUCGCCACGGGUUUAUCCAUCGUGACAUUAAACCAGAUAACUUUUUAUUUGAUCCAGAAGGACACAUCAAGCUCAGCGAUUUCGGCUUAGCAACUGAUCUCCAUUGGGCCCAUGAUACUUCGUAUUAUGAACAACAGAGAUUACAUCUGCUCCACAAGCACGGUAUAGACCUCGAAGACCCUAUUGGUAUCGCUGACGGAAGAAAGACCAAACGAAUGGAUCCCAAGGAAGUCGAACUUCUAAUGGGAGGUGGCGAGGGGGAAGGGGGUAUAUUUACAUGGCGCGAGAAAAACCGAAGAAAGCCUACUCUGUGUAUGUACAGUUUCAUUCCCUUUCUUUGCAAUGGCACGAAGCUGAGUCGGGCUUUAAUCAGAUGUGGUACCAAUUCCUACAUGUCACCAGAAGUGAUUAGAGGUCAUGGCUACUCCUACUCUUGUGAUUGGUGGAGUCUUGGUGUUAUCAUGUUCGAAUGCUUAUAUGGAUUCCCGCCAUUUGUUAGUAACUCUCGGCAUGUCACUAGACAGAAGAUAUUGAACUGGAAGCAAUCCCUACGUUUUCCCUCUCGGCCGAAGGUGUCCCUUGAGGGUGUCAACCUCAUGCAACAACUGCUUUGCGAACCGGAGGAUCGAUUGGGUUCUCAAACGUCAUCUUCUACUCUGCGGCCCGACUCCAUGGUCGUUCAAGCGCGGAGAAGUGGGUUUGUUUCACAGUUAACUUCCUCAGAAGGUGACGGAGCGCACCUCAUCAAGGCCCAUCCUUGGUUCAAAGGCAUCGAUUGGGCGAAUAUACAUCGUUACCCUGCGCCCUACCGCCCGGAACUUGCGAGUCCUGAAGACACGCGCCAUUUUGACGACGAUAUUCCUGCUGAGCCUUUAGCACCUGCCAAUGGCGCCCCUCCAGAUGCUACCAAAGAUCCUCUACUUCGACAUAAGGUUCACGGCGCAGAAAUUUUGGACGUACGGAAGGCUUUAGCAUUUGCUGGUUUCACGCACAAGAGUCCUCGCACAUUGGAUUAUACCAGAGCCGACAAAGCAUUUGACGCCUUACACGACCUCAAGCCUGUCAAGGGCACUGUAAGGGGGCGCCCAGUCGUUCGAGAAACACGAGAAGUGGGGCUGGGCCGUGCUAUUUCUAUGUAA